Messenger RNA from Penicillium coprophilum, 3462 nucleotides. RefSeq names its product Urease beta subunit. Gene Ontology annotation, cellular component: urease complex. Gene Ontology annotation, biological process: urea catabolic process. The coding region runs from base 1 to 3462 and encodes 1153 amino acids. Gene Ontology annotation, molecular function: urease activity; nickel cation binding. NCBI's taxonomy places the organism in Eukaryota, Fungi, Ascomycota, Eurotiomycetes, Eurotiales, Aspergillaceae. The record is from RefSeq and is a predicted model, not a curated record. The transcript has 8 exons.
AUGUCCGGGCACCUUCGGGCGCCUAAGCUAUUUAGUGGGUACUCGGCCCUUCCACCCCCGUCCCCUUCCCCCCUUCCCCCCGAAAUUUUCUCUUUUCUUCACCCUAACCACUCUCUCGGCUUCAAAACAAUGGCUUCCAACCAAGAUGAUACGACCGUUCAGGUCAACAAAGAAGAGCUCAGACGGGCUGGCGACUUGAUCGUCAUGCGCCUGAUGGAGGUGCAGUCUUACAUCGCUGACUUGGGCAAGGCUUACGUCCAGCACGUGAGCAACAUCACCGAAGGACGUGAUGCCACCAUUGAGCUCCCCCUCGGUCCUUCUGGAUUCAUGGGCCAGGAUAUUCCCUUCCGCGCUGGCAGCCCCGGCGCCAAGUCUGAGGCUGGUGGCCAAAAGAAGCGCAAGCGCGCGCCCGUCGACCCCAAUGCGCCCAAGCGUGCCUUGACCCCCUACUUCCUGUAUAUGCAGCACAACCGCAGCAAGAUCGCCGAGGACCUUGGUAACGAUGCGCGCCCCAAGGAUGUCGCCGACGAGGGCACUCGCCGCUGGCAGAGCAUGGAAGAUACCCAGAAGGAGGUCUGGAAGAAGAUGUAUGCCGCCAACUAUGAUCAGUACAAGCGUGACAUGGCAGCCUACAAGGCCGGCGGCAAGGCUGACGAGGAGCACGAUCCUGCCGCCAGCCAACUGCAGCAGGACUUUGCCGGUGCCGACGUCGAGCCCGAGGUUGAGGGCGAAGCUGAGGUUGAGGCUGAGGCUGAGCCAGAGUCCGGCGACGAGUCCACCGACUCAUCCGAGGAGUCGCAAUCCCCCUCUCCCGAAAAGGAAAAGACCCCCCCGCGCAGUACCACCAAGCGCCGCCGUAGCGAUCCCAAGGCCAAGGAGGCUGAGACCCCUGCCAAGUCGCCUGUCAAGCGGAGCAGCCGCAAGGCUGCUGAGCCGGUAGUUUCUACACCGGCUGUCAAGACGCCUGCUGACAACAAGCGCAAGAGCAAGAAGCGCAAGAGCGAGCUUGACAAGCUCACCAUUGCCCAUCUAGGCUUCUUGGCACAGCGUCGUCUAGCACGUGGAGUGCGGCUCAACCAUGCAGAAGCUGUGGCCCUGAUAGCCUCCGUGCUACACGAGUUAAUCCGCGAUGGCCACUACUCUGUUGCCGAUCUGAUGUCUAUCGGCAAAACAAUGCUCGGCCGCCGCCAUGUCCUCCCCCUCCGUACUCGCAACCCUUGUCGAGCUCCAAUAACCGUGCACCACCCGAUCAGUAGCGACGAGGGCGAUCUCGAGCGCGCCCUAUAUGGAAGUUUCUUGCCCGUCCCCGCGCGUGAAGCAUUCCCAGACCCGGACCCAGAGGAUUUCACACCCGAGAAGAUGCCCGGUGCGGUGAUUCCUGUUAGGCAAGUGCGCGUGGAGCUGAGUCCUGGGAAAAGGCGUAUCAAGCUCAAGGUUAUGAGUAAAGGAGAUCGGCCGAUUCAGGUCGGAUCGCAUUACCAUUUCAUCGAGACGAACCCCCAGCUGCACUUCGAUCGCUUGCAGUCGUACGGUUUCCGAUUGGAUAUUCCUGCGGGCACAUCGAUCAGAUUCGAGCCUGGCGAUACGAAGACGGUCACGCUUGUCGAGAUCGGUGGAAAUCGCGUCAUCCGUGGUGGAAAUUGGCUGGCGAAUGGGCCGGUCGAUAUGAGCCGGGCCGAUGAGAUCAUGACCAAGCUGCAGACGGCUGGAUUUGCGCAUGUACCGGAGCCACAGGCAGAUAGUGCGCUUGUUGCAGGGUUCUCGAUGGAGCGCGAGGCAUACUCACGCAUGUUCGGUCCUACAACAGGAGACCUGGUGCGGCUUGGGUUGACGGAUUUGUGGAUUAAGGUUGAGAAGGACAUGACGAGCUACGGAGAUGAAUGCUCUUUCGGUGGAGGCAAGACGCUGCGCGAGGGAAUGGGACAGGCGUCUGGUCUGUCUCAGAGCGAGUGUCUCGACACUGUUAUCACGAAUGCGCUGAUUAUCGACUGGACUGGUAUCUACAAGGCUGAUAUUGGUAUCAAGGAUGGGCUUAUUGCUGGUAUUGGCAAGGCUGGAAACCCAGAUGUCAUGGACGGCGUGCAUCCUGAUCUGGUGGUGGGCUCGUGUACAGAUGUCAUUGCUGGAGAGAACAAGAUUAUCACCGCUGGUGGUAUUGACACGCACAUCCACUUGAUCUGCCCGCAGCAGGCGGAGGAAGCUCUGGCCUCGGGAAUUACGACUUUCCUCGGCGGUGGUACCGGCCCCACGACUGGGUCAAACGCGACGACAUGUACACCGUCGCCGAACCUCCUGCGCCAGAUGAUGCAGGCAUGCGACAGUCUACCCAUCAACCUAGGCAUCACCGGUAAGGGCAACGAUUCCGGAAAGAAGAGUCUCAGAGAGCAGGUCCUAGCAGGCGCAGCAGGCCUCAAGCUUCACGAAGACUGGGGCUCCACCCCAGCAGCAAUCGACAACUGCCUCGAAAUCUGCGACGAAUACGACGUGCAGUGCAUGAUCCACACGGACACCCUGAACGAAUCUGGCUUCGUCGAGCAGACCAUCGAAUCCUUCAAAGGCCGCACAAUCCACACCUACCAUACCGAAGGCGCAGGCGGCGGUCACGCCCCAGACAUCAUCUCCGUGGUCGAACACCCUAACGUCCUCCCCAGUAGUACAAACCCAACACGCCCCUUCACCCUCAACACCCUCGACGAGCACCUCGACAUGCUAAUGGUCUGCCACCACCUAUCAAAGAACAUCCCUGAGGACGUCGCCUUCGCGGAAAGCCGUAUCCGUGCUGAAACCAUUGCCGCCGAGGAUGUUCUCCACGAUCUCGGCGCUAUCAGCAUGAUGUCCUCCGACUCUCAAGCAAUGGGCCGCUGUGGCGAAGUAGUCCUCCGCACUUGGCACACAGCCCACAAGAACAAGACCCAGCGCGGACCUCUCGGCAGCGACGCCAACACUGGCGCCGACAAUUUCCGCGUGAAGCGAUACAUCAGCAAGUACACUAUCAACCCAGCUCUCGCACAGGGAAUGGCGCACCUGAUCGGAUCUGUGGAGGUCGGCAAGGUCGCCGACCUGGUCAUGUGGAAAGCGGCAUCGUUCGGCACUAAACCUGUGUCUGUUUUGAAGAGCGGAAUGAUUGUUACUGCAGAGGUUGGGGAUCCGAAUGCGUCGAUUCCGACUGUCGAGCCGAUGAUGAUGCGGCCGAUGUUUGCUGUCCGCGUCCCGGCCACAUCUAUAAUGUUUGUUUCGCAGGCCUCGAUUGAUGCAGGCAUUGUGCAGACGUAUGGAUUAAAGAAGCGCAUCGAGGCCGUGAAGAAUUGCCGCUCUGUUGGGAAGAAGGAUAUGAAAUUUAAUGAUACUAUGCCGAAGAUGAAGGUUGAUCCGGAGAGUUAUACUGUUGAGGCGGAUGGGAUGCUUUGUGACGCAGAGCCGGCUUCUGAGCUGCCUUUGACGCAGGCGUAUUAUAUCUUCUGA